This is a messenger RNA of Mycena citricolor, 528 nucleotides long. The record is from the annotation of a GenBank genome assembly. Lineage: Eukaryota; Fungi; Basidiomycota; Agaricomycetes; Agaricales; Mycenaceae.
GAGGCGUCAGCCGUCACGCGGAAUUGCCUGUUUUGGCAGCUACACCGACACGCCCAAUUUGGAAGGCAUCGAACUGCGAUUAGAUCAAGUGUUUCCAUCGUAAUGGGCGGCCCUGCCGGCCCGAUAUGCGUCAAUACCUCGCAACUUUUUCUGAAAACCCUCCCCCCUUUGUGAUGGGACACCAGAUCUUCAGAAUUAUGACAUUGAUUCUAUUAUACUCCAAGUACGAGAUGUCGAUCGUCAGUUUAAUCUCUAUUUUCGUCACCAUAUGUACGAAUCGUGUGUUUGAAUGCCAAGAUUUCGCCUUCUGUCAUUCGAGCUGCCGGACUGUGCUCGAAUUCGUCACUACUGGUUUUGCUUCAGAGUCAGACCUGACUUCCGAAAGAAAUCUUUGCGUGCUCAACCGCCAUCUCUGAAUGAACCCGACAAAGUCUGAUCCGCACUUGAACAAUGGUUCACCCGUUUUGAAAGCAACAGCUCGCAGUGAUCAUUUAAUCAGCACUGUUCCUCAAAAAUCCCCAAUUCUUG